Messenger RNA from Peromyscus maniculatus bairdii (prairie deer mouse), 3529 nucleotides. RefSeq names its product tribbles pseudokinase 1 (gene Trib1). Gene Ontology annotation, biological process: positive regulation of proteasomal ubiquitin-dependent protein catabolic process; regulation of MAP kinase activity; protein phosphorylation. Gene Ontology annotation, cellular component: nucleus. Gene Ontology annotation, molecular function: ATP binding; mitogen-activated protein kinase kinase binding; protein kinase activity. The record is from RefSeq and is a predicted model, not a curated record. Lineage: Eukaryota; Metazoa; Chordata; Mammalia; Rodentia; Cricetidae.
GGAUCAGUGCGGCGCACACACUCUUAUUCAGUCACUCUCUCUGAGCGCGUCUCGCUCGCUCACACGCCGGGAGCCCAGGAGCGCGCAGGAUCCCGAGCGGCGCGGAAAAAGUUGUGCCGGCUUUUACUCCAGACUAAUUGCUUUGGGAAGUGCGUUUGCUCUCUGAAACCGCCGAGCCUGCGGAAUCCUGUCCUCAAGGCUCAGCACCCGGGAACUCGGGACGCCUCCACGUCCUGGACUAUUCACAGCCUCGGCAACAAUAGCUGCCCCCGCCGCCAGCGAGGCGCCCAGACCUAGUGCCUGCGGGGGUCUGGGGACCCCAACCGGCCUCCCGGGCUCAGACGUGUGGCCAGCGUGGUCCUCGUGUGCAACCCCAGCGUACUGGAACGCCUCUCGUUUUGCUCCUCUUGGGGGCCGAUCCAAGCUCCAUCUGCAAACUCCAUCCCGAGGGCUGGAAGAAGUCGCCGCGCGGAUCCGGGGAUUUACAAAGCCGGGGCCGCUCCGGCCAGGGCCGCGAUGCGGGUCGGUCCCGUGCGCUUUGCACUCAGCGGCGCCUCGCAGCCCCGCGGUCCGGCUCUACUGUUCCCGGCUGCCCGGGGUACCCCGACCAAACGCCUGCUGGACGCGGACGACGCGGCGGCUGUGGCGGCCAAAUGUCCGCGCCUCUCUGAGUGCUCGAGCCCCCCAGACUACCUCAGUCCCCCGGGCUCGCCCUGCAGCCCGCAGCCUCCGCCCUCCGCGCAGGGGACGGGCGGCAGCUGUGCGAGCGCACCCGGGCCCAGCCGCAUCGCCGACUACCUGCUGCUGCCCCUAGCUGAGCGCGAGCAUGUGUCCCGGGCGCUGUGCAUCCACACCGGCCGCGAACUGCGCUGCAAGGUGUUUCCCAUUAAACACUACCAGGACAAAAUCAGGCCUUACAUCCAGCUGCCAUCGCACAGAAACAUUACUGGCAUCGUGGAAGUGAUCCUCGGGGAGAGCAAGGCCUAUGUCUUCUUUGAGAAGGACUUUGGGGACAUGCACUCCUAUGUGCGAAGCCGGAAACGGCUUCGGGAAGAGGAGGCCGCUCGGCUCUUCAAGCAGAUUGUUUCGGCCGUGGCUCACUGCCACCAGUCGGCCAUUGUGCUGGGGGAUCUGAAGCUUAGGAAAUUCGUCUUCUCCACGGAGGAGAGAACCCAGCUUAGAUUGGAAAGCCUGGAAGACACACACAUAAUCAAGGGUGAAGAUGAUGCGCUGUCGGACAAACAUGGCUGCCCAGCCUAUGUGAGUCCCGAGAUCCUCAACACUACUGGGACCUACUCUGGAAAGGCAGCGGACGUUUGGAGCCUCGGGGUGAUGCUCUAUACGCUUUUGGUUGGACGAUACCCCUUUCAUGACUCAGACCCGAGUGCCCUUUUCUCCAAAAUCCGCCGUGGACAGUUCUGCAUUCCUGAGCAUGUUUCCCCCAAAGCCAGGUGCCUCAUCCGCAGCCUCCUGAGGCGAGAACCUUCUGAGAGACUCACAGCUCCCGAGACCUUACUCCAUCCCUGGUUUGAAUAUGUUUUGGAACCAGGGUAUGUUGACUCAGAAACAGGAAGUUCGGACCAGAUUGUUCCUGAGUACCAGGAGGACAGUGACAUUAGUUCCUUCUUCUGCUAAUCCCAAAAAAAAAACCCUCAGAAACCUCAUAAUUCUCACACAUGGCAUUUCCAUUUCUAAUGCUGGGCAGGCCCUCUUACACGGUGCAGCCCAGAUUUGGAGAUGGAGCACAAUUGUCCCUAUGGGUCUCGGUGUGUGCCACCUCUCUGGGCUGAGUGAUCGGAUGUGAGCAGCACACACACAGAUGAGCUGCUCUGCAAAGGUGUCCCCUCCUCGAUGAACCGUGACGACUGUCCCAGCGUCAGACACAAGAGUGUCACAUGUUUUGAAGCUAAUGGAAGAGUAUGGCCAUCCCGCAUAGUCAGGUGUACUUGAACAUUUGAAUGGGAAAGGAAGCCCAUCGCACAGUGGCAUUUUAACGAGGUGGCCAAUCGGUUGGGGUGACAAACCCAUUGAACUUGUCUUGGAAGGCUCCACUUGCUGCUGCGGUUUCUCUGACCAGAAGUUUGUCUCUCUUCUCUUUUUUUUUAACCCUCAUUCUUGCUGUACACUCAGCUAUGAUUGCUCCAGGGUCGGAACAGACUGAAAAGCUCCGGAGCCUGCCUGAACCCCGACUCUUCCCCCCAAGAGCUUGCCAAGACCUCCUAUGCAAUAAUGUUGCCCCCCUCCCCGCACCGUGGAACCUGUCCUCUGCAGCUGUGGAAGCACUCUGCGGCUAAUGGUGGGAAACUAUUGGGAGAUUCAAACUCCUGGCUGUUUCAGCACACUUGAGCUCAGUCGGGCAGCAAUGUUUUAAUUUGAUCACUUGCUAUCUAUUAGCUCUUGAGGCUCUCGUCAAAGAUAGCAUUUAGCCUUUACCCCUCGCCCCAAGACCAUCUCGGGGCGGAACAUUUUGUGUAUGAGGACAAGGGUGAAGAGACUCCCCACCCUGCUCUCUCAGGAGCAUAUAUGAACCAACCAUCUUUGGGCUUCAAAGAAAGAAAAUCUGAGACAAGUCUUGGAAGAUUGUCAGACUAAUAUUCAGAAUGAAACUGAACACCGCCCUCCCCUGGGUAUGCUGUGUCUCUGGCAUCCAGAGUCUUCAGUUUCCCAUCCUGGGCUCUCUUGGACCUUGAGUGUGGUGUGACUUGUGAAUCCCUCUGUGAUGCUGGCUCUGGAGGGACAGCGAACCUCGAAAACGUAGCUGGAAAGGACUGUAACGUUCAUCCGAUGCAAACUCUGCCUUCAAGCUGCCUACCAGAAAUCCCCCCUGCUUCAACUUCCACAGGUGGGAACCCAGCCUCGGCCCGCAGGCUUCUGGAGAUGGAAACUUACUCCUUGCAAGAAAGGAAGCUUCUCGGAGAAGCUGCCGGAAGUUGCAUUUACAAAAAAAAAAAAAAACUAAAAAAAAAUUUACAGAUGAAAUAGCAGUCACUGUCUGGGACAGUGCUGAAACCAGGUGGUUUAAACGGGUAACAGAAAUACUGUAUUUUGAGAAAUGGCACAGAAGCAGGCAGGCAUCUUCAAGGGCUAUGCCUAGGCAGACUACUAACAUUGUGAGAAUGCCGUGUAUACCUCACGUACUGUGUACUUUAUAUUUGUACAUACAUUUUACCUUUUAUACCUAUGUCCAGUUGUUGUCGUUCGGCUCUGAGGCUUGUUUCGUCGUCGUCGUCUGUGUCUGUCUGAGGAACCUGUGUGUCCAGAGCCACGUGAAAUGUGAAUGGUUGUCAGCAAUACGACCUUGACGGGACGGUGGGACCCCGGGAGGAGCAGGGUUAGCUAGGACCUCUCUUAGGGUUACCCAGCUCUUGUGUCUGUGAUACGGUCCCUGGCUGAGGACUUGGCUGGCCUGGGCGUUCGCCUGGACAGCGUGGAAACACUAGGUCUCCUGUGCGCGUGUGGAAAGGUGACAGUGUCACACUGUUGCUGACCUGUAGAGAACUUUUAAUAAAUUUGGUUUUCGUAAAGAAAA